UCCCUUUCUGAAUUGGUUCUAUGUGGCCAAUAUGUUAACAUCUUUCGUGUGUGUGCGUGUGCGUGCGUGUGUGCGUUUAUGUGUGUCUGUGGGUGUCUGUGUGACUGUGUGUUAUCUCGUUGACAGGAUGAACCACACAUACAUUACUCUGACCCCCAGACCAUCAUGUGCAGCCUAUGACUGAAGUGUCUGUUAAACCCGGGAACGCGAUUCAAAAUUGAGUUGUGCUACAUCAUCGUAUCUCUGCGGUCCUGACUCCCAUUUUCUAAGAGUGAGCUCCACGUUUUCGGUCAUUUGGAUGAAGGUUUGACUAUGGGCGGGGAGGGCGCCGGUAGAUCAAACGGAGAGAUCCGGUCAGAGUGGCGGCCUGAACGACCACUGAGAGCCGAGGCGCGGACAGAGAGAGCGAGAUCGAGGGAAACAGAGUGAGAGAGGGCUCCAGAGUACCACAGUCACUUAAAGGACGGUUUCACUUGUCCCCUUGGCGCCUCUGACAACCUCCUGCACAAAUAAAUUAAUUAAACGAUACGACACCCAAUGUAGACGGAUUCAAAGUAAUAUCUAUAGGGGCUGAAUGAAGCGAUAAGCAAAGGUGGGUACCGUUUAUUAUCACUCAACUCAACCGUGGAGUGUUUUUGAGGAGAGGAUGCAGGAUGGGCGACCGGGUGGACGCGGCGUUUAAGACUACUGGAUCAAAGCUGCUCCUGCCUGUCAGUGAAUUCUUCGGGUUUCCUCUCGAUCAAGUCAACUUUUUAGCCUGUCAGGUGUUUGCUCUUGCGGCUGCCUUCUGGUUCCGUCUCUACCUCGGGCCCCGCCACGCCAGUCCCCUGCUCAGGCAUGCCGUGGCUAUACUGUUUGGCGUUGCCUUUGUCAUCUUCUGCUUUGGCUGGUAUUCAGUCCAUAUAGUAAUCCUCGUUAUGCUGAGCUACACGGUCAUCAUCACAUCGGACAUCAGUAACGUACACCGGUAUUCACUGGUGUUGUCCAUGGGCUAUCUGACUGUGUGCCAAAUCAGCAGAGUCUUCAUCUACAACUAUGGGAUAUUGUCCACAGACUUCUCUGGGCCUCUUAUGAUAGUCACCCAGAAGAUCACCACUCUGGCUUUCCAGUUGCAUGAUGGUAUUGGCAAGAAGCCAGAAGAACUAACCUUGGAUCAGAAGCGACUGGCUCUAAUCCAGCGGCCGUCUCUGGUGGAGUACCUGAGCUACAACCUGAACUUCCUCAGCGUGCUGGUGGGGCCCUGCAGCAACUACCAGGACUACGUGGACUUCAUAGAGGGCCGACACAUCCACAGGAGGCUCAGGCAGCAGGCCGAGGGGGCGGGCAACGGCCACCUCAACGGCUCCGACAAGAGCCCCGACCUCUCCCCUCUGGGGGCAGUGUGUUCCAAGCUGCUGCUGUGCGGCGGCUGCAUGCUCUUCUUCCUCACCGUCACCCGCUCGCUGCCCAUCAUGCACAACGUGGACACCCACUUCAUCGGCCACGCCCCCUUCCUCACCAGACUCGUCUACGCCUUCUUCUCAAUACAGGCGGCCAGGCCCAAGUUCUACUUCGCCUGGACGCUAGCCGAUGCCAUCAACAAUGCGGCAGGGUACGGUUUCAAGGGGAUGGAUGCCAACGGAAAGCCUUCCUGGGACCUGAUCUGCAAUCUCAACAUCUGGGGAAUUGAGACCGCUACAAGCUUUAAGACAUUCAUAGACAACUGGAAUAUUCAAACCGGAGUCUGGCUCAAAUCUGUGUGCUACGACCGAGCUCCUCACCAUCCCAUGGCGAUGACCUUUGUCCUUUCGGCGCUGUGGCACGGAGUGUAUCCCGGGUACUACUUCACCUUCAUCACGGCCAUCCCCAUCACCGCAGCCGCGAGGGCCGUGCGCCGGUGUGUCCGGCACCACUUCCUGUGCUCCAGAGGUGUGAAGCGGCUCUAUGACAUCACGACCUGGGCGGCCACCCAGCUAGCCAUCUGCUACACCGUCAUGCCCUUCCUACUGCUGGCAGUGGAGCCCACCGUGGUGUAUUACAGGUCCAUGUUCUUCCACGUCCACCUCAUCAGCAUGCUGGUGGCGAUCGCCCUGCAUUCAAAACACGCACCGGCCCCCAGACCACCACCCUCUUCCUCCAGCGCCCCCUCCCCCCUAUCACCCGACCGGCCCCACUGCCAGGACCCUCAUUCAAACAACAACCUCAAGGCAGAAUGAACCCCCCCACCCACCACAACCAACCACCACCACCACCACUGCCCCCACCACUGCCCCUCUCUGCCUCCCCAAACAGGGACCCCAGAGGUCCCCUCUUGGCAAACACAAACCCCUUCCCCAUGAGAACUUGGGGAAGAAGAAGGGCUCUUCUGUGACCCGACACCACUGGGGAAUGUGCUUGGGAAGCAUCGCUGUAACCAUUACUUGAAAUGACGGAAAUGUUAAGAAUGGCAGACGUUGCAGUCUGAUAGUAGGGAUUCCAGCUUGAGUGCUUCGAAUGUGCCACUAAUGUGCCACAAAUGUUCGUCCGGGAGCACACGCCGGCUCUGUUUCCCAGCAUCCUCUUGGGGUUGAGCUUACCGAUGGCGUUAAGGGUCCAGCUUUUUUUUCCAAAUAUGGUGCGUUUUGUUCACAUAAAGGAAGGGCGAAUUCACCUACAAUA
Gadus macrocephalus (Pacific cod) is the source of this 2637-nucleotide messenger RNA. It is a transcript of the gene mboat1, whose product is annotated as membrane bound O-acyltransferase domain containing 1. Bases 654 to 2195 code for a protein of 513 amino acids. Gene Ontology annotation, cellular component: membrane. Gene Ontology annotation, biological process: lipid modification. Gene Ontology annotation, molecular function: acyltransferase activity. The transcript has 13 exons. The record is from RefSeq and is a predicted model, not a curated record. NCBI's taxonomy places the organism in Eukaryota, Metazoa, Chordata, Actinopteri, Gadiformes, Gadidae.